Molecule: messenger RNA, 1228 nt
Organism: Gilbertella persicaria
Lineage: Eukaryota; Fungi; Mucoromycota; Mucoromycetes; Mucorales; Choanephoraceae
Product: inhibitor of apoptosis-promoting Bax1-domain-containing protein
Exons: 3
Coding region: 321-1178 (285 amino acids)
Cellular component (GO): membrane
Source: RefSeq, a predicted model, not a curated record
GACCACUUGUUGAACAAUCUACGAGUACCAUCAGCAGUAGCGCUGACAUCAGCGGGCAAACCUAAGGCGGGCAUGUUGUACUAACAAAAAUCGAAAUGAAAGGAUAAGCAAACAUUUAAAUACGAUACGGAUGGAUGGAUAUUCUUAUCUUAUAGAGUUUCCAUCCAUCCUAAUGGAUGCAUUUGGAUGCAGUAUUUUACCUGUAGUGUGAAAGAAGGGACAUUCUAUUUGGAAAUCCUUGCUCGUUUUGUCAGUCUGCCGCAUAUAUACUUAUUUCUGCUGUCUCUGCCUCUUGUUCGCUUUAACUUCAGGCCCACCAGAUGGAUAUUUACUCCGGCCCAAUCAGUUUAAAGCAAAUCAUUUGUUUUAAUUCCGAACUAGUUGUUUCCUCCCUCUUCUUUUCUUUUCUUUUUUUCUAUUGUUAUUUUACAAUGUCAGGAAAACAAGAUUAUUAUGGUAGUAACAGUAGCAGCAGUUCGAAUGCCUUGAGCAGACCUGUGAGAAGGCAUCUGGUCAACGUGUAUUUAACACUGGCUGCUAUGUGUGCUAUAGCAACCGUUGGUACACAAGUUGGUGAAUAUCUUGGUCCAGCUGGCUCUACUUUAGGCUCUUUAGGUACCAUUGGAAGUGUAUCAAUGUUUCGUUUUACUUCACCAAAUAGUACAAGUCGGUGGUCUUUACUUGGCACCUAUUCCAUAUUUAGUGGUAUUGCAUUAUCGACCUUUUUAUCAUUCUUUCUAGAUUGGGAUCCAUCAGGAAACAUUGUGUUUAUGGCUCUUUCAUCAGCAGUAUUGAUUUUUCUCGGAUUUUCCAUGAGCGCAGUCAUGGCGAAUCGUCGCAGUAUGUUAUAUGUGGGUGGUUUUUCAAGCACAGUACUUGGAGUGCUUUUAUGGCUGUCCUUAGCCAAUACAUUCUUUUUGAGAUCGGCCUCUGUAUUUUCAUUUGAAUUAUAUGCUGGUCUAUUGGCAUUUGCAGGAUUUGUCAUGUAUGAUACCCAAAUGAUUGUUGAACGUGCAAGUGCAGGAUCAAGAGAUAUUCCCGGCCAUUCGAUGGAGUUAUUUAUGGAUCUUUACUCUUUGUUUAUUAGAUUAGCUCAAAUUCUUAUGAAAAAGGAAAUGGAUCGCGAGAAUGAAAAGAAGAGAAAAAGAGGUCCGAAUCGUUUGACAAGAGACUACUAGUAGUCUCUCCUUUUUUUUUGUAUACCUUAUUGCCUCCUCUUUUUUUUUUU